Molecule: messenger RNA, 2627 nt
Organism: Oncorhynchus nerka (sockeye salmon)
Lineage: Eukaryota; Metazoa; Chordata; Actinopteri; Salmoniformes; Salmonidae
Gene: kif9
Product: kinesin family member 9
Biological process (GO): microtubule-based movement
Cellular component (GO): kinesin complex; microtubule
Molecular function (GO): microtubule binding; microtubule motor activity; ATP binding
Source: RefSeq, a predicted model, not a curated record
GUCUCCCAUGCAGGAUCCCACAUACACGCCCACUGUUUCCAUGACAAUCGAUGUCAACAUAUGGGAACAUUUUGAUUUCGUCUACACAAGCCACUAUAUUUACUAGCUAUAAAAACACGUUUGAUGUUUACAAAUUAUCAACAAAUACGGAAGUGCCAUGAUGAUUGCCCACCCCGGCAGUGAAGUGAGGGUGUUAGUUCGAAGCCGACCGACUGCUAAUUUUGCUCAAGAGCUCAUUGAAUACCUACCAGACGGACAGACAGUGAGUGUCCACCAGAGGAAGGACUCUAGGAAGGGAGUGGUGAACAACCAGCUGAGCUCCUGGUCGUUCCGGCUGGACGGGGUGCUGCAUGAUGUGUCCCAGGAGGAGGUAUAUGGCCGCGUUGGGCGAGGGGUGGUGCUGGGAGCCCUGGAGGGGUACAACGGCACUGUGAUGUGUUUUGGGCAGACGGGGGCAGGAAAGACGUACACCAUGACUGGAGCCACAGAGAAUUACAAACAGAGAGGGAUCAUUCCUCGGGCCCUACAGGAGGUGUUCCAUGAGGUGGAGCAGCGUUCGGACCAUGCCUUCAGUGUCCACUUGUCCUUCCUGGAGAUCUACAAUGAGACUCUUGUGGAUCUGCUGGCGUCUGUACGGGGUUGCCCAGGGGUAGGGCCAGGGGGCAUGGCGGUGGUGGAGGAGGCAGGGGGAGGUAUCAGUCAGGGGCUUUCCCUGCACCCCGUCCACAGCGAGGAGGAGGCCCUUAACCUGCUCUUUGAGGGAGAGAUGAAUCGCAUCAUCGGAGCUCAUGCCCUGAACAAGAACUCCUCCAGAUCUCACUGCAUUCUCACUGUCCACAUUGAGUCUCGCUCCCGCACUCUGUCCGAUGCAAAGUAUGUCACUUCCAAACUGAAUCUGGUGGACUUAGCCGGGUCAGAAAGGCUGGGCAAAACCGGAUCUGAGGGCCAGGUGCUGAAGGAGGCCAUGUACAUCAACAAGUCUCUGUCGUUCCUGGAGCAGGCCAUCCUGGCCCUGGCAGACCGACGCAGGGACCACGUCCCCUUCAGACAGACCAAACUCACCCACGCCCUUAAGGACUCAUUAGGUGGGAACUGCAACACAGUGCUGGUGGCCAACAUCUAUGGAGAGGCUUCUCAGAUAGAAGAGACACUGUCCACACUGCGCUUCGCCAGCAGGAUGAAGUGUGUGCAGAUGGACCCUGUUGUCAAUGAACACACCGACCCUGUGCUCCAGGUCAGGAAGCUGGAGAAGGAGAUCCAGCUGCUGAAACAGGAGCUCAGCAUUCACAACACACUGGCGAACCGCAUGGGCAUGUCCUACGACACGCUGUCAGAGACCCAGGUUGCAGAGAUCCAGAGUCAGGUGCGGAGGUAUCUGGAGGGCAGCCUGGACGAGAUCAAUAUUGUGAGCAUCAGGCAGAUCCAGGAAGUGUUUGCCCAGUUCAAGCAAGCCGUGCAGCAGCAGGAGCAGAAGGUGAAGGCCCAGCUGUGUCAGAACUACACCUUGGUGGAGAAAGCCCAGAGUACAGCUGGCUCCACUGCAGCCAAGUCACAGGGCUCCCAAGGCACGGUGGGAGUGGUGGAGGGCCAUGGGUUUGGGGUGGGGCUGGCAGUUCCAUCAGAUAGGCACAUUCGGCUCCUGUCUCCAGGCAGGACCAAAGCCAUUAAGACCAAAGAGCUAGCAAGCCAGGGGAGAAAGGAGGCUGUGGAAGGAAGGAGUCCUGGUCCAGGGAAGCAAGUGGAAUCUGUGAACCCGGUCCAGAGAGACCGUGAGGGUCGCGAGCAUGACCCCCAGAGCCAGGAGCCUCAAGGACCACAGGAACCCCUUAGGACUGACUCCCCUCCCCCUAAGGCAGAGGCCUUUGAGGACUUCAAGGCAGAGCGGGGCAGCGAGAUCAACCGCAUCCUGAAGGAGAACAAGGUGGUGCUGCUGGAGCGCCGCGCCCGCCUCCGGGAGCUGACAGAGUGCGUGAACGCGGCCAAGAGAGAGAUUGACAGCACAAGCACCGCCCUGCACCAGUGGAGAGACAAGAGACAGAGCCAGGGUCAGUUUGUAAGUGCGGAGGGGGUCCCAGUGCUGGAUGAGGCAGAGCUGUCUCUGACCCUGCGUCUGAGGGAGUUGAAGACUCAGUACCGACAGCAGUACGAGGAGCUGCGCGGCACCAAGGCAGAGGUCAGCUACUGCCAGCACCUAGUGGACCAGUGCAGGACGCGCCUACUGACCGAGUUUGAGAGCUGGUAUAAUGAGUCCUUCCUGCUUCCUGAGGAGGUGCAAGCCAUGCUGAGAUCUGGAGGACCCAUCAGGCCUGGACUGGUGCCUGUGUACAAGGCAUUGGCACUGGAGGAGGAUGAGCAGGAGCACUUUGAGCGUCUGCGCUAUGAGCUGCUAGCAGACAGUCCCAGUGCCAUCUCCUUCUACAAUGCUCAGAACAGGACUGUACAGAGGAGGAACUACAGCAAGGCCAUGUCUCAGACACCAGUCCAGAAGACUACACCAAGGGGCUCUGGGAGAACCAAACUGCCUGCCAUUCUCUCUGUCAUCUGAAGGAGAACUGCUUGAUUCUAUCUAUUUCACCAAUAAUUAUUGCCUUGGAUUGGUCCUGAAUAAAGACACACUGGCGACCUAA